Messenger RNA from Medicago truncatula (barrel medic), 1178 nucleotides. RefSeq lists its product as uncharacterized. The transcript has 2 exons. NCBI's taxonomy places the organism in Eukaryota, Viridiplantae, Streptophyta, Magnoliopsida, Fabales, Fabaceae. Bases 92 to 733 code for a protein of 213 amino acids. The record is from RefSeq and is a predicted model, not a curated record.
AAACAAAUUGAGCCCACUAAUUUGAUUUCAUAUUUGAAAGAAUCCUACACCAUCAUGAGAUUUAGAUGAGAGAAAGAACCAGAAAGUAGUCAUGGAAAAGAAAAAUCAAAGAGAGAAAAGCAGAACAGUAGAACAAAAAGAAUCGACCCCACACUCCACCGUGAAAAGCUUCAAAGAAAAAGGAACACGAACAAGAGAACUUCAUCAGAAAUACAAGAAACUAGAACAAGAUUGGAACGCGUUUAAGGAAUCAAGAUCAACAACUUCACGAAAAUAUCGUUCCCCUUUAAACAUCGCCACAAAACCUAUUUUUCAAAACCUAGGGCUAGAAAUUAAUAACAGCAUUAUUUCUCCUAGAGAACUCAUGUUUAGUCUUCAAAGAGAUUCUUCAUCAUCAGAAGAAGAAACAUGGAAGAAUCAUGAUGUGGCAGCUAGAGAGACUCUCCAAGAACGUAGAGAAGCUAUUGAGAGAGGAAAAUUGAAGGGCCGAAGACUUUUUGAUUCAACCAUGGAGAGUGAGAGUGAUGAUAACGACAACAACAUAGGUCAAAAUUAUGAAGUGAGGUCAAUGUCUUUUUGUUACUUGGAGGAUGAACAUGAGCAUGAGAAUGAAUCGUUGUCUUCUUCUUUGUCUCCUAUUGGUGAUUUUGUGGACAAGGAUAUGAUGACUAACGUAGCAGAUAUUAAAGUUGGGAGUAAGUCUAGGUUUGCUAAUGGAACAAGAUAUGGAUAAUGAAGAUGUUGGUAGGACACUACAUGGUAAGAAGUCAAUGGAUGCUUCCGUUCGCAUAGAGCAAGUGGCAAACACUCAGGCAAGGACACGUGGUUGGAGCGAGGGACCAAAAUGCUCUUGUUCACAGUCUCACAAUGAAAACAACAUGAAAACAAAGAAAGGCAGAACACAUGAUUCAGUCAUUGUAUAAAAACUAAUUCAACCUUUGUGACAAGGAACCAGGAAGCAUAAAGUACAUAGAGGCUUUGCAAAGUAACUAAUAACCCAAAUGAACACAUUAAUUAAGAACUAAUAACCCCUGCUCUCCAAGAAAUAUAUUUCAAACAAAAUAUCUAAAAUUAUCAUUGUAAUAAACUAUUACUUCUACCAAAAAAAAAUAAUAAUAAUAAACUCGUACUAUCAUUGCCAAAGUUAUUUUAUGGUCACAACUUUCAUUCUGUUUUAU